AUGGAUCCUUCAGCUCUUGUUGCUGAAGCUUUUAAGCUCACAGUAGUUCCUGCAUGCCGUCAACUUGAGUAUAUGCUCCGGUACAAGAUCCAUGUUAAUGAGCUCAAAGACGGUGUUGACAAGCUAGUGCAUGCUAGAAAAAGGGUUCAGCAUGCCAUUAAUGAGGCUAUUCUCAAAGGGGAGAGGAUCGAAGGUGAUGUUCAACGGUGGCUCAGCGAGACUGAUGUGCUGACCAAACGUGCCAGGAAGGUGAUUGUGGAUGUCGAGAGCAAAAAGAGCUGCUUGCACUUCAUCCCGAAUCCCGUUGCCCGCCAUCAACUAGGCAGGAAGGCAAGGAAAGACGCUGACAACAUUCGAGAUCACUGUAGGAGUGGGGAGAAGUUCAACAAGAUCUCCUACCAUGACGCACAAACCACAGAAGCUGCAGCAACCCUGCCUUCAUCCUCUUCGGGGACGACUGCCCAGCCCCCUAUUCCCCUCGACUCCAGGGCUUCGAUCCUGAGCAAGAUCAUGGAAGCUCUGGAGGAUAAUAAUGUCAGGAGGAUCGGUGUCCACGGAAUGGGUGGUGUUGGCAAGUCCACCCUUUUGGAUGAGGUCGAAAGGAAGGCCAAGGAGUCGAACAGGUUUGAUGAAGUCAUAAGGAAGCUCAUAUCAAAAAACCCAAACGUUGACGUAAUCGGAGCGGAUAUCUCGUACAUAUUGGGCAUGCUUGACAAGAAAGAUGAUGGGAAAGGUUCUGCAGAACAAGAUGGGACGGGUUCUGGAAAGAAGAAGGCCUUCAUUAUCCUUGAUGAUCUAUGGGAGGACCUUAACUUGAAGCUGAUCGGGAUUGAAGAUAGCUACAAGAACGUGGAAAUAAAGAUGCUACUCACCUCCCGAAAUUGUGAUCUGCUGGCUAACAAAAUAGGUUGCCGACCAAACCUCCAUCUUACUCACUUGAGUCCGGAGGAAACAGCAAAGUUGUUUGCUGCGAUAGCAGGUAGGGACCCUCAAACGGAUACUCUGGCAGCUAACUUAGUUGAGAAGUGUAAAGGCUUGCCUGUCUUAAUCGUGCCGCUCGCUACGAUGUUGAAGAACAAGGCUUUCUUUACUUGGGAAGAAGCAGUCGAGCACAUUAAGAAAUUAGAAGCUGGUUACUCGACCCUGGAGUUGAGUUACCAGUCUUUAGAAGAAGAGAAGUACAAGGAGUUGUUCCUACUUUGCGGUCUCAUGGGAAACCAGAACAUCCCAGUACGCAACCUCCUCAAGUACAGUAUAGGCUUAGGCUCAUUUGGUGGCACCAAUAUCGUGGAAAGAGCUGGGAGAGAAAUGGUUGAAUCAAUUCGGAAGCUUCAAGCCUCGUCACUUCUGCUCCAAGGUGAUGACAACGAUCAUGUCAAAAUCCACGACGUGGUUCGUGAAUUUUCAACGAAAAUCGCAAACAAAGAUGGCCGUUAUUUGGUGUUCAGCGAUGACAAAGAUUUGCAAGUUUGUCCAGUUGAAAGCCUGGAGAAAAUAACAACAAUCUCCCUGCCUCAUGUUGCCAUUCAAACUCUUCCUCAACACAUGUGGAGCUAUCCAAACCUAACCACCUUUAUUUCACAUGCGGGAGAUUACGCUAAUGACCAAGGUAUGUUCUCUGACUCCCCGUUUGGAAUCGAGUAA
Punica granatum (pomegranate) is the source of this 1644-nucleotide messenger RNA. The record is from RefSeq and is a predicted model, not a curated record. Lineage: Eukaryota; Viridiplantae; Streptophyta; Magnoliopsida; Myrtales; Lythraceae.